Molecule: messenger RNA, 3132 nt
Organism: Cetraspora pellucida
Lineage: Eukaryota; Fungi; Glomeromycota; Glomeromycetes; Diversisporales; Gigasporaceae
Source: the annotation of a GenBank genome assembly
AUGGCGACCUCACACGCUUUCCCACCUGAAGAAAGUUUACCCCAUCCUCCACCUAUUUUUCCGCAACAAAUAAAUCCAAAACAGGCUGUAAUUUACAACAAGUCGGGCACGAAGUGCAUGAACAUUGUAAAGGAACCUUCCGGGACGCCUUUGUCACCGACUUCACCGCCUUCAAAAGAUCCUGGCGAACCUGUUCCUUCUCAUAGUUCACAAAAUAGUAACGGUGCUGCAAAAAAGAAAAAAAAGAAGAAAGGCAAAAGAAAGCCACCUCCAGAUCACAUUGAAGAUCCCGAUAUUGCUAAUGGAACCCAUAAUCAACAUACAAAGUCUCAUCAUACCAUUUACACUAGCGAUUUUGACGGAGAAGAGGUGGUUGAUGUGGACAUAGAAGAUGAUGAAGAAUUUUUCUCGGAUGAUGAAGGGUACGAUCCUGAAGCUCCGGAAAUACCUUUCCCGCGUAAAGAUUCUCUCACUAAUCUUGAUGGUGAUAAUCACCAUAUGACAGAUAUCCACAAUCAUCCUCAUCAUAACCAUAAUCAUAAAUCUCGUAAAGACGGUAUCUGGAAUACCAAUAAUAACGAAGAACGACAACGAAUAAGAGAAUUCUGGUUGCAAUUAGGCGAAGAGGAACGACGAAGUUUAGUAAAGGUUGAAAAAGAAGCCGUACUUAAAAAAAUGAAAGAACAACAGAAACAUUCAUGCUCAUGUUCCGUAUGUGGUCGAAAGAGAACCGCUAUUGAAGAAGAGCUAGAAACCCUUUAUGAUGCUUAUUAUGAAGAACUCGAAUUAUAUGCUAACCAACAACAACAAUUCGGUUCGUCAACUGUCGAAUAUCGAGGCAUUUUGACUGUAGCUGAUGACCUUUUAAAAAAUGAUGGAAAAAAAUUUCUUGAAAUGAUGGAGCGACUUGCUGAACGUCGAAUGCAAAGAGAAGAAGAAGCUGCGAUGGAACAACGUGAUUAUGAGGAGGAUGAUGACGAAUAUGAAGAAGACUAUGAAGACGAAGGAGAAGAGGAUACUCAAACAGAGGAACAGCGUAUGGAAGAAGGCCGGCGGAUGUUUCAAAUAUUUGCAGCACGAAUGUUUGAACAGAGAGUACUAAAUGCUUACCGAGAAAAAGUUGCACAAGAACGACAACAAAAAUUAUUAGAAGAGCUAGAAGAAGAAAAUCGGUUAAAAGAAGAACGUGAAUUAAAAAAAUUAAAAGAAAAAGAAAGAAAAAAAGCUAAAAAUAGGGCUAUAAAACAGCAAAAAGAGGAAGAAAGAGCAAGGAAAGAAGCUGAGAGGCUUGCUGAAGAGCAAGCAUUACGUGCAGAGCGUGAGAAAAAAGCCGAAGAAGAACGUAAAAAACGUGAGGAAGAGCGUCUUCGAAAAGAGGCAGAACGAAGAGCAAGGGAAGAAGAGCAACAAGAGGCAAAAGAACGUAAAGAACGAGAGGAGAGAGAACGAAAAGAUAGAGAAGAGAAAGCUCGUAAGGAAAAAGAGGAAAAAGAGCGGCGUCAACGCGACGAACGUGAUAGAAAAGAACGUGAGGCUAAAGAACGAAGAGAGCGUGAGGCGAGGGAACGAAAAGAAAAUGAGGAAAAUGAACGGAAAGAGCGAGAAUUAAGGGAACAAGAAAAGGUUCGUAAAGAAAAAGAAGAAAAGGAGCGUAGAGAACGCGAAGAAAAAGAUAGAAAAGAUAAAGAAGAAAAAGAACAGAGGGCUGUUGCUUUACCCUCCACGCGGCAACAUCUCGAGCGAAAACGCACUAUUCCACCAAUUGGUCAACCUUCGGUACAACAAUCACAACCACCAAUAAAUAAUCAACCCGCUAUACAAUCUAAAAAUGUUGCUACGAUGUCUAACGGAGCUAUUAAUUGGAUUAAUUAUACAUCACACGAAUCACAUCAAACUAUUCCUCCACAUCAUGCUAUAAAUCAACCUCAUUCAGUCAAUCAUCACAUGCCCCCACCCCCAAAUCAUCCACCACAUCCAAUAUUUAGUCAAAAUGGGCCACAACCUCAGUUUGGAGGGCAACCUGGAGGGAUCAUAAAUGGUCCAGUAGGAAUGAAUAAUGAGAUCGUAAAUGAUGUAUAUACGAACAAUAAAAAAAUACUUAAUCAACCGCCACAACAGCCAACGAACACUUUACCGGGGAUGAAUCCCGCAUCUUCACUGUUCGCUACGGGAUUAGGCCCAAUUGGGAUGGGUGUCCAUCCACAUCAUGGUGGACCUCCGAUGCCAAUACACGCUCAUCAUCCAGCAAUGCGACAACAGAUACCUCCUCGAGGGUUCAAUCCUAUCGGGGCAGCACCUCACCUAACUGGUCCUGCUGCAGGUGUUCCACCAUCAGUAGCAUCCACAAAUUUAUCUCUCCUUAAUGAACCUGUAAUUGGUGGCAAUGGAAAUAUUGGUACAGGAGUCAAUACUAACCCACCACCUGGUGCAUUUGGUGGAUUGCCCCUAGGUGGAGGACAAGGACCAUUAGGUCCACAAACAUUUAAUUUGGGAACUCAGGUUGUUGGUCAACCAACACCCUCUUCUCAUAUUGGCCCUAACGUCGUCCAAAAUGCUCCUUUGGCUCCUAUCGGGCAUCGUAGGAUGUCACAACAUCCUGAUGAUCCUCAUAUCAAAGCGGUGCAUCGACCACAACCGAUACAACGUCCAUCACGAAGGGAAUCAGUUACGACGCAUACAUCCCUAGACACACGAACGCGAUCGCCACCACCAGGGUUUGGUAAUAUGGUUGGAUCUGGUGCAUUGAUUGGUGAUGAUCAAUCACAUCCAAUGACGAAUAGGCGACAGAGCCUUGCAACUGCUGAAAGUUCAUAUUUCUCUAAUUCUUUAUUUUCAGCCUUGCCUGGAGAAACAUCUCAACAGUCGCAGUCUUCACAGAAUCAACAACCGCAACAUCAACUAGGGUCGUCGCGUCUAACACAUAGAUCUGUUGGCGAUAAUGAAUGGCCUCCAAUAAGAAGAUCUGGGGGAACAGAUAAUAUUAGUGAUACAGUGUCUAUUAAUAGUAGUAAUAAUAUAGGUGCAUCAAAUUCAGAUAUUUGGAGUCUAAAUAGUGUUAACUGGUAUCAAGAAGGUAAUAACAAUGCUAAUCGUAGAGUAAUGGGCAGUUCGAAAGACUUUGGAAUACCAUAA